GCAUGACAAGAACUCAUGUUGUAAAUGCUCUUGUUGUACUUCUUAAAGAACGGAGAAACAUCUUAGACAUAUUCUAAGUAAUUUUAAGUUCAUAAUAAUUUCAUUAAAAUGGAAGAAGACAGGGUUGGUUGCUUGAAAGAAGCUUUCAAGGGCUUUCUUAAUUGUUUAGGGUUAGAGAGUGGCAAAGGAAAAGAGAUUGUGAACAAUCCUGCUGAAACGGAUCCGCUUGUUGAAGUUCCCUCACAUAUUGACAACCCAACAAUUACGGCAAGGAGCAUUGUUGACAACUAUAAUCUGGUUACUAUAGAUGAAAUUAUGAAGACGAGUGGAGGUGCAAGCGCUGAAGCACAUUAUGUUGACCUCGACGGCGGUACUAAUACGAGUCUCCUUGCAACUCGUCUGAUCACUAGUGGGGGUGGUGGCAAAACAAAUUGAACAAGCUAUCACAGUAAGGAUGAAAUAGUAGUGGUGUGAUCGCAAUUAAAAUUCAUGCAAAUGUAUAGUUGAUCAAACUAGCUACAUGUUGGUUACAUAGGUAGACUACAAUACAAAUGUCAUUUACACAUAUUUUUAAUUUUUCUAUACUUUUGAAAAGUUCAAAGUUGUUUAAGUACGGUCAUUUUUAUGUGUA
Messenger RNA from Erigeron canadensis, 631 nucleotides. RefSeq lists its product as uncharacterized. Lineage: Eukaryota; Viridiplantae; Streptophyta; Magnoliopsida; Asterales; Asteraceae. The record is from RefSeq and is a predicted model, not a curated record. The transcript has 2 exons. Bases 109 to 435 code for a protein of 108 amino acids.